UUUCUACAAUUCUGCUUCACCAAUUUCUCUCCAUCAUUCCAGCAGACAGUAAAGAUACAACAAAAUGACAGGCCUCCAAGUCCACCACGGCGGAAAACCAUUCUUCCACUGCCCCAAGGGCCCCAUGAUCCUGGGCGAAGCACCCAUCUACCGCGCCAGCGACAGCACAUUACACUGGGUCGACUGUCUCGCCGAACCCUGCGAACUAUACAUCCUCAAAGUCGACCCGAUCACAGGGCACGCACUCCCAAAUUCCUUACGAAUACUCAAACUCAACGACAGCGUGACAGUACAAUUCUUCCGUCGCGAUAAACCCGGUAGCUAUAUCGCUGCUUAUUACCAAGGAGUAUGUUUUAUAGAUGAGGCCAGCGGGAAAAUAGAUAUUGUCAAAGAAAUCAUCCCUACAGAGAAAAGGGAUGAAUUGAGGUUUAAUGAUGGUGGGAUUGAUGCAAAGGGAAGGUUUUGGUUGGCGGAGAUUGAUAAAGUUGCCAUGUCCUAUGGACCGAAUCAGUUACCGCAGGAAUAUGGUAGACCGAAGGGGAAGUUGUGGAGGUAUGAUCCUGAUGGGAGUUUGCAUGAGAUGCUGGAUGGUGGAGUGGUUUGUGGGAAUGGGUUGGGAUGGAGUCCGGAUAAUAAGACUUUUUACUUUCACGACUCAGUCGCAAUGGUCGUAUACGCAUUCGACUUUGAUCUUGAGUCUGGCAACAUCUCCAAUAAAAGACUCCUAAUUGACCGGCGAGACUCAUUCGGUGAACCUGAUGGGAUGGUCGUUGAUACCGAAGGAAACCUCUGGAUAGCAAUGUUCGACUCCAACCGAGUCAUGGUCUUCUCCCCCAGCGGCGUACAUUUAAAAGACAUCAAAUUUACAGCCCGAAAUCCAGCGUGCACAACCUGGGGUGGUAAAGAUUGGGAUAUUAUAUUUUUGGCAAGUGGGAAAUGGAGAGGGAAACGUGAGAUUGAAGGGGAUGAAGGGGGCCAUAUGUUUAAAUUUAAGCCGGGGGAUGCGAGGGGGCAGGCGAAGUAUGAGUUUGCUGGUUGA
This is a messenger RNA of Talaromyces stipitatus ATCC 10500, 1039 nucleotides long. RefSeq names its product anterior fat body protein, putative. Gene Ontology annotation, molecular function: gluconolactonase activity; calcium ion binding. Lineage: Eukaryota; Fungi; Ascomycota; Eurotiomycetes; Eurotiales; Trichocomaceae. The transcript has 3 exons. The coding region runs from base 65 to 1039 and encodes 324 amino acids. The record is from RefSeq and is a predicted model, not a curated record. Gene Ontology annotation, biological process: L-ascorbic acid biosynthetic process.